Molecule: messenger RNA, 1347 nt
Organism: Vigna angularis (adzuki bean)
Lineage: Eukaryota; Viridiplantae; Streptophyta; Magnoliopsida; Fabales; Fabaceae
Product: ribosome biogenesis protein BOP1 homolog
Exons: 11
Biological process (GO): maturation of LSU-rRNA from tricistronic rRNA transcript (SSU-rRNA, 5.8S rRNA, LSU-rRNA); ribosome biogenesis
Cellular component (GO): PeBoW complex; preribosome, large subunit precursor
Molecular function (GO): ribonucleoprotein complex binding; protein binding
Source: RefSeq, a predicted model, not a curated record
AGGCGGAAAAUCUAUGAUGAGUACAAUGAUGAGGUAGUUGAGCUGACAAAAGAUGAAAUCAAACUUGUCCGUAGACUGCUCAAGAACCAGGCACCACAUUCUGACUUUGAUCCUUAUCCGGAUUAUGUUGACUGGUAUAAAUGGGAAGAUGCCAAGCAUCCAUUGUCUAAUGCUCCUGAACCAAAAAGGAGGUUUAUUCCUUCAAAGUGGGAAGCUAAAAAGGUUGUACAAUAUGUUAGAGCAAUUCGCAAGGGAACAAUUACUUUUGACAAACCAAAAGAGGAAGAUGGUCCAUAUCUCUUGUGGGGAGAUGAUUCUGGUUCGACAGAAAAAUCAAAUCAUUUGGCUUACAUUCCUGCCCCUAAGCAGAAAUUACCUGGCCAUGAUGAAUCUUAUAAUCCUCCUUUAGAGUACAUUCCAACUCAAGAGGAGAUAAAUUCUUAUCAAUUGAUGUUUGAGGAAGACCGUCCUAAGUUUAUUCCAAAAAGGUUUACGUCUAUGAGGAGCAUCCCUUCAUAUGAGAAUGCUAUGAAGGAAUCCUUUGAACGUUGUUUGGAUCUGUACUUGUGCCCUCGAGUUCGGAAAAAGCGCCUUAAUAUUGAUCCUGAAUCUUUAAAGCCAAAGCUUCCGAGUCGAAAGGAGCUUAAGCCUUAUCCCAUAACAUGCUAUAUUGAGUAUAAAGGCCAUGAAGAUGCUGUUACAUCAAUUUCCAUUGAAGCUUCAGGGCAAUGGAUGGCUUCAGGUUCAAGUGAUGGAACUGUCCGUGUCUGGGAGGUUGAAACUGGCAGAUGUCUUAGGCGGUGGGAAGUUGGUGAAGCUGUCAGCUGUGUUUCCUGGAAUCCUCUGCCUGAUAUGCAUAUUCUAGCUGUUUCUGCGGGACAAGAUGUACUUCUACUGAACACUGGUUUGGGGGAUGAAGAAUUGCAGAACCAGAUUAAGGAGCUUCUCUGGAUUGACUCUUCAACAGCAUCAGAUGACUCUGGUGAUAAAGCACCUAGUGUAAGCUGGCUUAAAGAUGACAAACAUAUGGGUUUAAGGUUAAGGCACUUCAAGACAGUUACUGCUGUAGAAUGGCACCGGAAAGGUGACUACUUUUCAACAGUGAUGCCAACAGGUGAGUCCUCAACCAGGAUCCUAUCCAGACGACAGAAUCCUAUUUUCAUUAUGUUGGCCAAGAAAACCGAACGGUUAAUGACCGUCCAGAACGAAAGUACAAUAUUUCAUGGGAAAAUUCAUUUCUCAUCAAAGUCACAUGAUUUCAUUCGUUCAUAUCAAACCAAAAUCUCAAAUUUCAUAUAUCUCAUUUCAUCCAACGUCUCAUACGUAACUUAGUCAUUUAUCAUUUUC